UGAACGUUUGCAGUCCAUACUAAAGGCGGUCGCGGCAGCAUCAGCACUUGAAACGUGUGAGAACGAAACACAGCAAAACGGUAAAAGGGCUUUAGCUGAGCGCAAGCUGAGCGGAGCGCGCCUUUGAGCCAAGCUAAGCUGCGCUUUUUGUUUUUGGGUGUGCCGCGGCAGUGUGACGAGAACGCGUGAGCAGCCAACACGUAAACGACGCGUUGUGCGCUGCGCCAACAAUAAAAAUCAGUAAAAAAUACACAAACAACAAUAACAGCAGCAACAGCAGCAGCGGCAACAACUCAAGUGUGAAUUGUUAUUGAGGUUAUGUAAGCGGCAAAAGCGAACUAACAAAACGCAAAAACAAAACGUAUUCGCUCUGCAAGCCAAAACACGUUCAAUUACAACAAGUUCAGACACGCGUCAGCCUCGCGCAUUCGCACAUUCCUAAAAAUUAUAUAAAAACCUAAUGGAGCACGAGGCCAAAGCGCAGGCGCAGGCGCAGACGUUGACUGCGACUGCGACUGCGACUGUGACGCCAGAUCAUCCGCUGCAAGAUGUGCCCCUUGAUGGGAGCAGCAGCGAUUUGGCUGCAGGCGAUGACGUACAGCUGACGCCCAAAAAUUGGGUUAAAUUCGACGACGAGACGGACAGCAGUGAGAAAAAUAAUAACAGUAACAGUAAAACUGGCGACGGCAAUGCCACACAGCAGCAGCAGCAGCAGCAACAACAAAACAAGUUGGCGCUGCCGCCACCGCCGCCAUCUGUGGUCAGCAGCAACAACAAGAGACGCGCGCGCUCGCGCAGUCCCAACGAACAGGCUUCGGCAGCAGCUCCAUCCCCUGUGCAGCGUGCUGCAGUUUCAUCCACAACAGCUGCCGCGUCGUUGCCGGAUGUGACGCCGGCUGUUUUGACAACUGAGAGCACCCACGUUAAUCUGAAUGCAUCCGGCAGUGGCAGCAGUCCCCCCCGCCACCCACAGCAGCUAAUAAACCAAAAAGCAACUGCAGCCUCGGCCGCUGCCUCGGCCGCAACAACGUCGGGCUCGUCCUCGUCCUCGACAGCAGCUGCAGCGGCCGCUACUCAUCCAAAUGGCAGUGGCAUCAGCAACAACAACAACAACAACAAUACCAGCGGGAAUGCCAGUGGCAAGAGCGUCUCCAUUCCAUUGGAUCAGGCCUCCGGGAUGCGCACAAUUGAAUUGUCAACGGGCCGCAUCCGUGAGGGUUUCGCUAAUGGAGAUGUGAUUGUCACACUUCUGCCGGCCAACACGAAAUGGCCUUGGAUAACCCCGGCCAUAUUUCGUCCGGAGCUGGUGCCCGAGGAGCUGAUGGCACAGGGUUUGACGCUAACUGUGGAGGACUAUGUGAAUGCAAUGGAGACGCUGGUCAAUGACUAUCGCUUUACAGUGUACAACAUUUGCUAUAAGCGCAUCCUCGUCUGCUGGAUACUGUUUGCCUUCGCUGUGCUGCUCGCGCUGCUCUUCUCUGGGCUGCAGGGCGUGGCACUUUUUGCCCUGGGCGUCGGCUGGCUGUUCCUCAAUGCGGCGGCCAUAUUUCUGUGCAUGUGGAUGAAGCUGCGGCUGUCGCGCGGCCUGGAGAAGUGUCUGGCCCGCGUGAAUAAGCAACUAAUGCGGCACAAGAUUUUGCUCGUGCUGGACGAUCGGGGCCGCAUCUCCUGUCACAAGGUCAACUUGUGCUUUAUGUACUUUGACGCGACGCAGUGUGUGAGCUUUUUAAACGAGUUUCUCGAGCACACGGAGCAGAAUGGCGGCGAGGCCAUCAAGGCGGGCUGGGAGGCCAAGCUGGACAUUGAUGUCAAUGAUAUUGUUAUACAGGGCAGUCAGCCGGUGCGUCUAUCCCGCAAACAGGAGCGCGGCCUGCAGCUGUUCCUGCGCUACGGCUCCCGCUGGGGCAUGGAGGCGCUGCGCGGCCUGGUCGAUGUGACGCCGCUGGAGCCGGGCCGGCAUUGCGGACAAUUUCAGUGUCCUUGCCAGUACAUUAAGGAGCAUUUGCAGUGCAAACCGCGAGGCAAGUUCAAGUGUUGCAAUUUUGUACAUUGGGUGUUGGCAUGUGAACGCUACGAUUACUAAACAAAAAUCAAAGAAUAAUAUUCAAUUCAUGAAUACUAUCUCGACAUGUGUACAUACUAUGCAUGUUCUAUGUCCUUGAAUGUUACAUAAUGAAUUUGCUGAUACAGGUACUUUAGCUAAUUAAUACCAAGCCCAUAUUAGCCAGCUGCUUUUAAAUAAGUUUCUCUUAUUUGCCUUGACAUACGAAAAUACCAAAAAAUACCAAAUUUGUUGCUUUCCCGAAUUGCUUGAAUAUUGUGCACAAACAAAAUAGAAACUAUAAACUCUCUCUCGUUUCAGAUGUUAGUCCAUAGCCAAGGUAAUAAUAUUGGUACAUUUUGGUAUUAUAUGUUGGCUAAACUAUUUCGAUUUAACUUCUCACACAUAUUACUUACUCUUACUACAAAAUAACCUCUUAGAUUCUUACUUAAUAUAUACAACUAUAUUUUUUCAAUAAUACAUUUCUUUUUAUGCCCACGCAAUAAAUAAAACACAGUUGCCAUAAACAGCAUGGGCCAGGUAGUUUGGACACGUUUUACGCUCUUUGGUGGCAAUUAUGCAUAAUUUAAAACCCAAUAAUAUGCGUAGGCAAAAAUUAAACAAUUACUAAGCCUUUUCGAUUAUUAUCAAAUUUAAAUUUAAAUUGCAAACAAAACGAAUUUCUUUACGAAUUUAGUUUUUUGGAAAAAGCAAAAUUGUGUUUGUUUUUUUUUUUUUUUGUUUCUUCUGUAUUCAGCCUUGUGUUUGUCUAUUGUGAACUUAAACUGUAUGCAUUUAUUCUGGUGUCAUUUAAAAU
Molecule: messenger RNA, 2858 nt
Organism: Drosophila virilis
Lineage: Eukaryota; Metazoa; Arthropoda; Insecta; Diptera; Drosophilidae
Source: RefSeq, a predicted model, not a curated record